Papaver somniferum (opium poppy) is the source of this 471-nucleotide messenger RNA. RefSeq lists its product as uncharacterized. The record is from RefSeq and is a predicted model, not a curated record. The transcript has a single exon. The coding region runs from base 1 to 471 and encodes 156 amino acids. NCBI's taxonomy places the organism in Eukaryota, Viridiplantae, Streptophyta, Magnoliopsida, Ranunculales, Papaveraceae.
AUGUCGAGGCAUGACUUAAGUUUUGCUGUUAACUAUGUCCCCCAAUUUAUGCAUCAACCUACUGAUGUGCAUCUCCAACUAGAAAAGAGGAUUCCGAGGUAUGUUAAAGGCUCUCUUGGUUUUGGUAUUAAAUUUACUCAGGGAGAUAGUUAUGUCUUAUCUGCCUAUAGUGACAGUGAUUGGGAUGGCUGCCCUGACACAAGAAAAUCCACAUCCUGCUACUGUGUAUUCAUGGGACCAAAUUUGGUUGCUUGGUCUUCUAAAAAGCAACCCAAAAUCUCCAGAUCUAGUACUGAAGCUGAGUACAAGGCAUUAAGUCUUACUGCCACUGAGGUUCAAUGGGUUUAUUAUGUUUUAAAUGAAUUGAGUUUUCAUGGUGCUAUGAGUCUUGCUGCCAAUCCAGUUUUUCACGCAACAACAAAGCACAUUGAGAUUGACUUUCAUACUAUUCGAGACUUGAUGGCUCUAUGA